Odocoileus virginianus texanus is the source of this 2239-nucleotide messenger RNA. The record is from RefSeq and is a predicted model, not a curated record. Lineage: Eukaryota; Metazoa; Chordata; Mammalia; Artiodactyla; Cervidae.
UUUUUUAAGAAACUAAAAAAAAAAAAAACAACAACAGAGCCCUUCCCUGACCACCUAUUUAGAAUUGUAAGCCAUCCCUUCCUGGGCCCUCCCUGUUUUCUCCAUGAUACCGAAGGCUUUCUGACACACGACACUGUCAGCUGGUUUGCUUGUUAUUUUCUGUCUCUUAAUCGUGUCACCAUGUAGAGGCCAGGCUCCUGGUUUUUGUUCACCUCUGUAUUCCCGACCCCUAGAACAGUACCUCAUACCCAGCUCCAGGGAGCGGCGUGAAGGCCUGCGAGACAAUGGUCUCAGUGACUAUGGCCACUUCUGAGUGGAUCCAGUUCUUUAAGGAAGCUGGCAUUCCUCCAGGACCUGCUGUCAAUUAUGCCGUGAUGUUUGUGGAUAAUAGAAUCCAGAAGAGCAUGCUGCUAGACCUCAACAAGGAGAUCAUGAACGAGCUGGGCGUGACCGUGGUGGGCGACAUCAUUGCCAUCCUCAAGCAUGCCAAGGUGGUGCACCGCCAGGACAUGUGUAAAGCUGCCACUGAGUCGGUGCCCUGCAGUCCCAGUCCCCUCCCAGGCGAGAUUCGUCGAGGUGCCUCUAGCGCUGCCUCCCGAAUGAUCACCAACAGCCUGAACCGAGACUCUCCACCCGGCACUCCCCCCAGGCGGCCAGACACCAGCACCUCCAAGAUCUCUGUCACCGUGUCCAACAAGAUGGCAGCAAAGAGUGCCAAGGCUGCCGCAGCCCUGGCACGCCGAGAGGAGGAGAGCCUGAGUGUUCCCACCAAGCGGCGCCGGGUCACGGCCGAGAUGGAGGGGAAGUACAUUAUCAACAUGCCCAAAGGCACCACCCCCCGGACCCGGAAGAUCCUGGAGCAGCAGCAGGCAGCGAAAGGUCUCCACAGGACAUCUGUGUUUGACCGCCUCGGCGCUGAGACCAAGGCAGACACCACAAUGGGGAAUAAACCCACCGGAGUCUUCAGCCGCCUGGGGGCCACCCCCGAGACAGACGAUGACCUGGCCUGGGACAGUGACAACGACAGCAGCAGCAGCUCUGUCCUACAGUACGCCGGGGUCCUGAAGAAACUGGGCCAUGCCCCCGCCAAGGCCAGCCCGCAACCCGCACUGCCUGUCAAAGCCAAGGCAACGAGCUCGGCGCCAGCCACUGCCACCCCCACGCUGCGGCGCCUGGCCCUCUCCUCGCGCCCGGCGCCCGAGAGGAAGCCGGAGGCCCUGUCCAAAGUCAGCAUCAUCCAGAGACUGGGCAAGCCCGCCCUCGUACCCGAGGCCCAGGACAGCCAGGUCACCAGCACCAAGAGUAAGUCCUCCGCUGAGGUCAAGGUCACCAUUAAGAGGACUCUGGUGGGGCCCCGGGGGAGCAGCUCCAGCGAGGGCCUGGGUGCCCAGAUGGACCACGCGGGCACCGUGAGCGUAUUCAAAAGACUGGGCCGGAGGACCUUCUAGCCCAAGGGCGGGGCGCAGGCCCCUCUCCUGACUCCCGGCUCCGUCAGUCUUCAGCGAGGGCGUGUUACCCCUCCCCGCCGGCUUCGGGACGACUAGUCGCCCUCAGGUGUUCUGCCGGCCUGAGCUUUCCGGGGAGCCACCUGGGUGUUCUGAGUCCGAAAGGGUCGCCGUGGCCGGCCUUGCCGCUCUGGGACUUCCCUUCUCUCCCGUCCUCUGUUCUCUCCUCUUGACUGUGGCCUUGGCAGGACCCCCCCCUUUUACCUCUCCCAGUGCCAAGGACCCUUCUCCUCCCUCCAUGCCCUUCCUCUCUCCCAGCAGCAUCUGCUGCCUCAAAUCCCCGUUCUGCGGCCUCCCUGUCCCCCAGAGUGGGUGCACCCCGAGAGGCCUCUGUGUCCCCCACCCGUGACUUCCUUGCCCGCCUGCCUCUGCCCACCCCCCACUGCUUUGCCCUCCCCCGCUCUCUCCCGAUCUUCACUCUGUUCGUUUCUUUUCUGUUUUCUGUCCCCGUGGCAAGGCCCGACUGUCCGCUGCGUCCUGCCUGACCCUCCUGCACCUCCGGCCUCCCAGCGGCGCCCUCGUCGGCGGUGGCGUCGAGCCAGUAGAGACUGUUAGCCGCCCUCACUCCCAGGCUGGAGGGACCUCCCCAGACCCCGGGCUGCGGCCAGGGCACCCGUCUGGGCCUCUUUUCUCCCUGAAAGUCUGUGGCGGGUGGCGGGUAAGGGGCACUGAGAUGGGAAGCCAACACCGAGAGAAGAAAACAGCUAUUUUAAUAUAUUUUUGUGACUUUCAGA